Amphibalanus amphitrite is the source of this 2896-nucleotide messenger RNA. Its product is annotated as NF-kappa-B inhibitor cactus-like. Bases 698 to 1852 code for a protein of 384 amino acids. Lineage: Eukaryota; Metazoa; Arthropoda; Thecostraca; Balanomorpha; Balanidae. Gene Ontology annotation, molecular function: protein binding. The transcript is spliced from 5 exons. The record is from RefSeq and is a predicted model, not a curated record.
UGUGCCAAAUGUCAGCUCUAUUGCCUGCGUGUUACGAGCAAUCACAAAAAAAAAACGCGUGGGUGUCGCCCCCAUACGUUUUUCAGCCUCCCCUCGGCCGGUUAGGGUUAGAAAUUAGAAAAUAAAGUAUUACAGCCCCCAUGCGAGGUAGGUAAAUGUUGCCGUGCUCGUACAAACGCGACACAAUUUCUCCCAGUGAUUUCUCUGACUAAGAGAGCGUCCCUGCAGUGGGCGGCUCGGUAUCCGCCGAACUGACACCAGGGUCCAGGACCUCCCAGUACCGAGUCAGCCGACCUCCCUGCCCUGCCGGCCGCCUCCCGAUCGGGAUGUCCCGUGAGUGCCCGCCGGCGGCCGCCCCGUCGCUGUCAUCCCCCGGGCCCCUCCCAGCCGUCCCUCGCUGCCCUGCAGGGUAAGUCCGACGAAGCGCCGCCGCUGCGGCCCGGCCCCGACGCGACCCGGCCGUCCCGACCUCGCGCCGCUCGGUGGCGCUCGGGGCCGGUGCCGCGCGCCGGGAUUCCCAGCCGAGUCUGUAUAGGCGCGCGCCGCGCCUCGGACGGCUCAGUACGCACUCUGGCGAGCUGUUGUGAGGACUGCCGACGCUCCGGUGCAAGACGUGAAGUCUACGCUUGUGUUCACGAUACCAACCGGGUCAGCCGGUAACGGACUCGGUCAGCUGAACAACCAGUGUUUUGUAGUCAUGUCUAGGCGAGUGAGUGUAAACGGAAGAGGAGCGGUGCACGCGGUGGCUGACUGCGCCCCGCCACCCUCCCGCGGCACGGCCUUCUUCUCGGCACGCUCUCGGCACCUACCCGUCAAGACGUGCGAGUCGCCAGCGUCGCUGGACCAGAUUCUGGACAGCGGGUUCAUCUCGGGUCACCUGUCGCCGACCACUCCGCCUCCGGCCGGCUACCGGUACCCCAAGGAGGCGACGGCGCGUCCCAGUGACGCCGGGGAGGAGGCCAGCCGCCUGAGCGAGGAGCUGAGCGGCCUGCAGCUGGAGGAGGGCCGUCUGGACGCCGCCGACCGGGCACUCUGGGAGGAGCGCUACAUCACCGCCCUGGAGGAGGCCUUCCGAGGCGACGAGGACGGAGACACGCACCUUCACCUGGCCAUCAUCUACGGCUACGAGCGAGUGGCCGACUGCCUGGUGCGCCUGGUGCCGCACCCCGACUUCCUGAACCUGAGGAACAGUUACAUGCAGACGCCGCUGCACCUGGCGGCGCUGACGGGCCAGGCGGCUCUGUGUCGUCACCUGCUGGUGGCCGGCGCUGACGCCAGUCUCCGGGACCGGCACGGCAACACGCCUCUGCACGUGGCGUGCGCGCGCGGCGACCUGCUGGCCGCCCAGGCGCUCACCAGCACCGUGUCCAACGACGAGACGCGCGAGGCGGCGCUGCGUUACACGCUGCCGCCCUCCCUCGCGCUGCCGCCGCUGGAUGAGUGGAACUACCAAGGUCUGAGCUGCCUGCAUCUCGCCGUGCUCACUGGCGACCGUCGCCUGGUGGCGCACCUGGUCUCCCAUGGCGCCAACGUCGCCUGCAUGGAGGGCAAGAGCGGCCGGACGCCCCUCCACCUGGCCGUCGAGGCGGGCAACAUCGUCAUGCUCGAGUUCCUGGCCACGAUGUGCAAGGCUGAUGUGCGCGCCACCACGUACGGCGGUCUGAGUGGUUACCAGCUGGCGCUGCUGAACGCCCGGCUCGAUGUGGCCGAGGUGCUGGAGUCGCUCGGAGCGGCGCCUGACGCCCUGCCAGAGUCGGAUAUGGAGCUCUCCGACUCCGAGCCCGAGAUGCUGCUGAAAGCUGACCUCAGCGACGUCCGGAUAGGAGGCCUGCCACUGGUGGCGGCUCAGUGAGCGCUACCCUUGGCGAGGGCAAGAUUCACCGUCGCCGGGCGUCACUGACCGUCACCAGACGUCAUCGGUACAUCACCAGACCGUCAUCAGACGUCAUCGACCGUCACCAGACGUCAUCGGUACGCCACCGACCGUCAGCAGGCGUCAGUACACCAUCGGCGCGGGCCUUACCACCAGCUGGCGCCACCAGCCACCCGCUCCGCCUCUGCCGUCCGUCCAUUCGUCACAGAGCUCGCCGAGCUAACUCGCCGGGCCGAAGCUGCCGAGUGAGGCACCAAGGAGAGUCCUGCACGUGCCGUCGGCCAGUGACCGGUCUCCGCCGACGCGUCGGACAAGCCCACUGCGGAUUCAGGCCAGCGGUGACGUCACCAGCGAUGAUGCACGGCGCCGACCGCAAACAAAUGCGGAUUAUGCGGUUUCACCGCAUUAGAGUCGCUGGUUUUCUCUGGAGAAUGAACUCAGCAUUAGAAAGGAACACCAAACAAUCGCAUUGCCAUCACGGCAUGUGAAUGUUAGAGGACACUGGUUGUUUUGGAUACUGUGGUCGGCAUGUGAAUGUUAGAGGACACUGGUUGUUUUGGAUACUGUGGUUUCGUCGUCUGUUUGUAAACUGUAGCUACAUUACGCUACCUUUAGCUUACCAACUUGUUAUGUAGAAUGUGCACAUGGUUAUCCAAGCGAUAUAUAAUGUGUGUAUAUAAUGGUCGGAGGUUUGAGAUGGACGAACGUUUAUAUGUGUGUCUGCUAUCGCUGGGGUUUGCCAUCUCAGGCCGAUUUCGAUCUCAUUCUGAGCGGUUUGUAGCGUGUGUCGUUGUAGUAUUCAUUUAUCACUCUCAUCGUGUAUUAUAUUCAUAGUCAUCAUCAUCUACAUAUAUUGUGAUUUCAUCUUUGUCAUGUUCUAAAUGACAGCAAAAACUUGCGAGUAAUCUAUUCGCUUGCUCGCUGUUUUGAUAGUGAUUGUUUCUUGUAAUGUAUGCCACAUAUAAUUUUAAUUAUUCAAGUAUAUGUCAAUUAUUUACUGCGUAAUAUAUUUGAUCGUAUUGC